GAACAUGACCAUGGAUAUCCCAUUGGACGAAGCAGAGUUUUUAACGGAACGUGUGAUUGCUGCUAAGGAACCAGUCACCUACCAUACUUUCUCCAAAGAACGAAAUCUUCACCAUGACCAAGCUAAACAGAUUCUUUACGAAUUUUAUAAAUCCAAUCGAGAUCAAGUGACCGGGUCGUUUAUCAUAACUGGUACUUCAAAUGAAAACACAACCUUGAUUAAGUUAUCGGAGAAUGAAGCACAGUUAGCGGAAAAUGUUAAAUUGUUUUCAGCCAUUAACACCAUACAUAUUUACUGUAUUCACAUAAAAGAUAUAGACAAAACCAAUGAAGAAAUAUCAUUUUUAGAAUUGAAACAUUUGAUUGACCAUAACAACUUAGAUCCGAGCUAUAAGAAUGGGCUCGUCAAGGGGCCUGAAUUGGUUGUUGUUAAAUCAGAACCACGGAGAAUGAAAUCAAAUACCCCAUCAACAACUCCAAGUACAUCCAAUACACCUACUAAAUCCAAUGAUAAAGAAACAAAACCUAAAAAAACUACUGGGUUAACAUCAGGGUAUGUUUCAAGAAAACAACAACAGAAUGAAGCCAAACAAACUUCAAAAAGACCUCAAACUGAUAUACUGGCAAUGUAUACUAGCAGAAAAGGCGAAUCGAAUAAAGAUAACCAGACUAAAAGAGCAGCUACUACCUCGUCUGGGUAUCAAUACAAAUCUAGAAAGUUGGAAAAUCAACCAUCGAAAGAGCGAGUUGUUGUAUCCAAUGUAGAUGAUAAUGAUGACAUGGAAGUUGAUGAUGUUAAACCAAAAACGCAACCUAAGACUAAUCUUCAAGAGCUAUUUUUGGACGACGAUUUUGAAUUCAGUGAUGACGAUGCCUCCAAUGAUAAGAAUGGCAAAGAACAUGAGAAACAACCUGAAAAAGAGUCCGAAAAGGAACCCGAAAAGGAACCCGAAGAAGAACUUGGAGCUACUGAAAAAGACAUACCAGAACAAGAUAAAGAGCCAAGUGAACUACAAAACGAUGAAACAGUUGAACCGGAAAGAGAAGCAGGUUCCUCCGAAAAACAGGAGUCAGAAGAACCAGAGACAAUUGUUGAUGAAGAUGGUUACAUUACUUCAUACAGAAAGAAACCUGAACCAUCUAAACCCAAACCAACUUUGGCAAAACCAGAGCCUGCCAAAAAACCAUCAAACAACAGUAACAAGAAGGCAGCCUCAAACUCCAAGAAACAAUCUUCAUUGAUGAAUUUCUUUCAGAAAAGAUAGUUAGAC
Molecule: messenger RNA, 1270 nt
Organism: Hyphopichia burtonii NRRL Y-1933
Lineage: Eukaryota; Fungi; Ascomycota; Pichiomycetes; Serinales; Debaryomycetaceae
Gene: POL32
Product: DNA polymerase delta subunit
Exons: 1
Coding region: 11-1264 (417 amino acids)
Biological process (GO): nucleotide-excision repair, DNA gap filling; DNA synthesis involved in UV-damage excision repair; DNA replication
Cellular component (GO): delta DNA polymerase complex; nucleus
Molecular function (GO): DNA-directed DNA polymerase activity
Source: RefSeq, a predicted model, not a curated record